AUGUCAUCAAAUUAUGCUAUGACGUCACUGUGAGGUGUCACGUCGCGCGGUCGUGAGGCAGCGGCGGGUGCCAUGGAGCCUGACCGGGCGGCGAGCGCCCAGACUGGGCCGGGAGCCACCGAGACCAAGAUCCAUUUCAAGGUCACCCGGUUCAUCAUGGAGGCAGGGGUGAAGCUGGGCCUGCGCUCCAUCCCUGUGGCCACGGCCUGCACCAUCUACCACAGUUUCUUCAUGGCCACGGUGGCCCCGGGGCCCUACGACCCCUACCUGGUGGCCAUGGCUGCGCUGUACCUGGCCGGGAAGGUGGAGGAGCAGCACCUACGCACUCGGGACAUCAUCAACGUCAGCCACAGGUACUUACACCCCCAGAGCGACCCCCUGGAACUCGACUCCCAUUUCUGGGAGCUGCGGGACAGCAUCGUCCAGUGUGAGCUGCUCAUGCUGCGAGUGCUCGGCUUCCGCGUCUCCUUCCGGCACCCCCACAAGUACCUGCUCCAUUACCUGCUCUCCCUGAGGCGGUGGAUGAACCGACACAGCUGGGAGCGGACCCCCGUCUCGGCGGCAGCCUGGGCACUGCUCCGGGACAGCUACCACGGGGGGCUGUGUGUGCGCUACCUCCCCCAGCACGUGGCGGUGGCCGUGCUGUACCUCGCCCUGCACUGCUAUGGGGUGGAGGUGCCCGCCCAUGCACAGACCCAGAGACCCUGGUGGCAGGUGUUCAGUGACGAUCUCAGCCAAGCUCAGAUUGACCAGAUCGUAUUGGACCUGAUCCAGAUUUACACCUUGGAUGCGGAAAUCUCCUAAUGGGGUCCAGAGAGCG
Molecule: messenger RNA, 820 nt
Organism: Emys orbicularis (European pond turtle)
Lineage: Eukaryota; Metazoa; Chordata; Testudines; Emydidae
Gene: CCNQ
Product: cyclin Q
Exons: 6
Biological process (GO): regulation of transcription by RNA polymerase II
Cellular component (GO): nucleus
Molecular function (GO): cyclin-dependent protein serine/threonine kinase regulator activity
Source: RefSeq, a predicted model, not a curated record